UAUAUAUAUAUAUAUUAUAUGGUUGAAAAUAAAAAAUGUUUAAUUUAUCUGAAUUUUAUUUCAACUAAACCAAAAUUUAAUUUAAAAUAUUGUAAGAAAAUAAUAAAAUUUAUAAUAAUAAUAUAAUUUUAUUUUUAUAUAUAAUUUACAUUUAAAAUUUUUAAAAAAUUUUGUUGCUCAUUGUGCAGGAAAACACCUAGUUGACAAUAUUUACAUCGUUACACUUGAAAUAAUAUUUGAAAUUUAAACAAUUUAUUUUUCGUUUUACUUACCAAAUUGAGUUUAGAAAAGUCAAUAAUAUUCUGAUGGGUCAAUAAAACAACAAAGAGAAAGCAAAAGCUACAGAGUUUUGAGUUAAAAGCUCUACAAGACAUCUCGAUGAGCUUCCUCUCUCAAGACUUCAAGAAGACAUUGACUUCUUGUCUCUAAACAGUUGACUUUUAGAAGAAAGGAAGAUCGGGAGAUGGAGGCUGCCGUUCUAUCGAAGCGGCAUAGGCUCAAGUAUGACGUCUUCCUCAGUUUCAGAGGCAAAGACACGCGUGCUGACUUCGCAGAGCGUCUCUACACGGAGAUAAAGAGAGAGGUCAAGAUCUUCCGCGACAACGAAGGUAUGGAACGAGGGGAAGAGAUCAAUGCAAGCCUCAUCGCAGGCAUGGAGGACUCGGCGGCCUCCCUCGUCCUCUUCUCCCCUCACUACGCUGACUCCCGCUGGUGCCUAGAUGAGUUAGCUACGCUCUGUGAUCUGAGUUCAUCUCUCGAUCGUCCCAUGAUACCCAUCUUUUACAAGGUAGAUCCCUCCCAUGUACGCAAGCAGAGCGGUGAUUUCGUGAAGCAUUUUGAAGCACACGCCGAAAGAUUUAGCAAGGAAAGGAUACAGCCAUGGAGAGAAGCUAUGAAACUAGUUGGACAUCUCCCUGGCUUUAUUUACAGAGAAGGAGAAAAUGAGGAUGCGCUGAUAAGGCUAGUGGUGAAGAGGGUUUUAGCUGAGAAGAACAAUACACCAGAGAAAGUUGGAGAGUACACCGUUGGCUUGGAGUCACGUGUUGAUGAUUUGAUGAAUCUGGUCAACGUUAAAUCUAGUUGUGACGUUCAAAUCCUGGGGCUUUACGGUAUGGGCGGUAUUGGGAAGACGACCCUUGCAAAAGCCUUGUACAAAAAGAUGGUAGAAUACUUCAAGGAGCAACGAGUUUUCAUCUCAAACGUUAGAGAAAGAUCAUCAGGAAAAGAUGGCUUACUCAAUCUAGAAAAGACUUUGAUAACUGAACUGUUUGAUUCGCCACCUGAAAUAGAAGAUGUUGACCAAGGCCGAGACAAGAUAAGAGAAAGUGUUCAUGAGAAGAAGAUUCUUGUGGUUUUAGAUGAUGUUGAUAACGUAGACCAGGUUAAUGCGUUGGUUGGUGAGAGAAGUUGGUAUGGUGAAGGAAGUCUUAUAGUCAUCACUACCAGAGACGAAGAUAUUCUGAAUAGUCUCUCUGUGAGCCUAAAGUAUGAGGUCAACUGCUUGAGUGAAGAGCAAGCAGUGAAGCUGUUUAGUUAUCAUUCACUACGAAAGGAAAAACCAACAGGGAGUCUAUUGAAGUUAUCUGAGAAUAUCGUCAAGAUAACUGGAUUGUUGCCACUAGCUGUUGAAGUGUUUGGUUCUCUUUUUUAUGACAAAAAGGAAAAGGAAUGGCAAGUUCAGGUAAAGAAGCUGGAAAAUACUAAACCCAACGGUCUUCGGGACGUUCUGAAGGUGAGUUUUGACUCUUUAGACGAUGAAGAGAAGAAAGUCUUCCUGGACAUUGCGUGUCUCUUUCUUAAAAUGGACAUGACUAAAGAGGAAAUUGUCGACGUACUGAAAGGUUGUGGGUUCAACGCUGAGGCUGUUCUCAAAGCUCUUAGACAGAAGUCUCUUGUCAAGUUCUUGGCCGACAAUACUCUUUGGAUGCAUGAUCAGAUUAAAGACAUGGGAAUGCAGAUGGUCGUUAAAGAAAGCCCAGAGGAUCCGGGAAAGCGAAGUAGACUCUGGGAUCGUGGUGAAAUCAUGAACAAUAUGAAGGGAACAACAUCCAUCAGAGGAAUUGUAUUAGACUUCAAGAAGAAGUCUAUGAGACUAGAUGACAAUCCAGGCACCAGCUCUGUGUGUAGUUACCUGAAGAAUAUAUUAAAGCCUACACGUACUGAAAACACCAUUCCCGUGGAGCAUUUUGUACCAAUGAAGAAGCUGAGACUUCUUCAGAUCAAUCAUGUGGAACUGCAAGGAAAUCUUGAACUCCUUCCAUCUGACCUGAAGUGGAUACAGUGGAGAGGCUGUCCAUUAAAAGAUGUUCCAGCGAGUUUUCUUUCUAGGCAACUCGCUGUUCUUGAUCUUUCAGAGAGUGGUAUAAGAGGAUUCCAGAGUUCUCAGCUAAAAAUAGUGGGUUUGCAGGUGGAGGGGAACUUGAGGGUUGUAAAUUUGCGUGGUUGUGAUAGCUUAGAAGCCAUUCCUGAUUUAUCAAACCAUAAGUCCUUAGAGAAGCUUGUUUUCGAGGGAUGCAAGCUUCUGGUGGAGGUUCCUAGCUCAGUUGGUAAUUUGAGAUCAUUACUUCACCUGGAUUUAAGAAACUGUCCAAACCUCACUGAGUUUCUUGUGGAUGUUUCUGGACUGAAGAGUCUUGAAAAGCUUUACCUCUCUGGCUGUUCAAGUCUGAGUGUGUUACCAGAAAACAUCGGUUACAUGCUGUGUUUGAAAGAGCUUCUUCUUGAUGAAACUGCGAUAAAGAACCUACCGGGAUCAAUUUUUCGCCUCGAAAAACUUCAAAAGCUUAGCUUAAAGAGUUGCAGAUCUAUUCACGAGCUUCCUGAGUGCAUAGGAACAUUGACAUCACUGGAAGAGCUAGAUCUGAGUAGCACUUCACUGCAAAGUCUUCCGAGUUCUAUUGGAAAUUUAAAAAAUCUCCAGAAGCUGCAUGUGAUGCACUGUGCAUCCCUUUCUAAGAUACCUGACACUAUCAAUAAACUCGCAUCAUUACAAGAGCUGAUCAUCGAUGGAAGUGCGGUGGAGGAGCUACCUCUAAGUCUAAAACCUGGAUCCCUUUCUAAGAUACCUGACACUAUCAAUAAACUCGCAUCAUUACAAGAGCUGAUCAUCGAUGGAAGUGCGGUGGAGGAGCUACCUCUAAGUCUAAAACCUGGAUCACUGCCAUGUUUGGCUAAAUUUUCAGCAGGAGGAUGCAAAUCGCUGAAACAGGUUCCUAGUUCAGUUGGGUGGUUAAACUCUCUUCUCCAACUUAAGUUGGAUAGUACACCGAUUACAACUCUACCAGAAGAGAUAAGUCAGUUGCGCUUUAUUCAGAAAGUUGAGUUAAGGAACUGCUUAUCAUUGAAAUCUCUGCCUAAUAAGAUUGGAGAUAUGGACACACUCCAUAGCUUAUACCUUGAAGGCUCUAACAUUGAAGAACUGCCUGAAAAUUUUGGAAAUCUGGAGAACCUAGUAUUACUCCAAAUGAACAAGUGUAAGAAUCUCAAGAAGCUUCCUAACUCAUUUGGAGGCUUGAAAUCUCUUUGCCAUCUGUACAUGGAGGAAACUCUGGUCAUGGAGUUGCCUGGAAGUUUUGGAAACCUCUCAAACUUAAGGGUUUUGAACCUGGGGAAUAAUAAGUUUCACAGUCUUCCUUCUAGCCUCAAGGGGUUAUCAAGUCUCAAAGAACUUUCAUUGUGUGACUGCCAAGAGCUCACGUGUCUUCCCUCUCUUCCAUGUAACUUGGAGAAGCUAAACCUGGCAAACUGCUGCUCAUUGGAGAGUAUAUCCGACCUUUCAGAGCUGACGAUGUUGCACGAGCUCAAUCUCACCAACUGUGGGAUAGUGGAUGAUAUUCCAGGCCUAGAGCACUUGACGGCGCUGAAACGGUUAGACAUGAGCGGAUGUAAUUUCCAAGUGCACCGUUGAAGUAAAUAAAGUGCACCUUUCAUAGUUGGAGACAUGGUGUUUUGUAUAUAUUCCUUUUUCUCUUUAGUUUCCUGUUCUGAAGCUUUUUUGCUUCUUUUAACUUCACCCACUGUAAGAUGUUUAUCUGUUUCUUUACCUCUGCCUUUUAUAAUCAAUAAGUAAAAGUAACAAAAAAGAGGAGAUUCUUGAUUUGUGAAA
Molecule: messenger RNA, 4105 nt
Organism: Brassica rapa (field mustard)
Lineage: Eukaryota; Viridiplantae; Streptophyta; Magnoliopsida; Brassicales; Brassicaceae
Product: disease resistance protein TAO1
Biological process (GO): defense response; signal transduction
Molecular function (GO): protein binding; ADP binding
Source: RefSeq, a predicted model, not a curated record